This is a messenger RNA of Uranotaenia lowii, 1467 nucleotides long. It is a transcript of the gene Fib, whose product is annotated as rRNA 2'-O-methyltransferase fibrillarin. Gene Ontology annotation, biological process: box C/D sno(s)RNA 3'-end processing; rRNA methylation. NCBI's taxonomy places the organism in Eukaryota, Metazoa, Arthropoda, Insecta, Diptera, Culicidae. The transcript has 3 exons. Gene Ontology annotation, cellular component: Cajal body; nucleolus; small-subunit processome. Gene Ontology annotation, molecular function: histone H2AQ104 methyltransferase activity; rRNA methyltransferase activity; RNA binding. The record is from RefSeq and is a predicted model, not a curated record. The coding region runs from base 258 to 1244 and encodes 328 amino acids.
AGCGUGAACUGCGAACCUCGGCCGAGAAGCGGACCGCAUGUGUUUUCAUUUUCUGUCUUUUGCGGCUUCGGUGCACGCACCACAUUCCUGCGCUGAUUGUUUCUUAAAGUUUAAAAGCCGCUAUUUUAACAUUUAAACAGUUGAAUUAUUGUUAAACUUUUUACUUUGAAGUCGACCGGUAUUACCAAGAUAAUUCAGUGCCAGUGCUGUAAGUAAAAAGUGUUGGGGAAAACCUCGUCCGCCUGCUGUAAAUAAACAUGGGAAAACCAGGCUUCUCCCCCCGAGGAGGUGGUAGUGGUGGCCGUGGAGGCGGUGGUGGUAGAGGAGGAUUUGGCGGUGGUCGAGGGGGAGGUGGCGGUCGCGGCGGUUUCGGUGGUGGUGGCCGUGGAGGCGGUGGAGGUGGCCGGGGUGGAUUUGGUGGCCGUGGUGGAGGUGGAGGUCGUGGAGGAGGCGGCCGUGGUGGUCGUGGAGGUGGUGGUGGCCGUGGGGGAGCAGGAGGAGCCAAGAAGGGAGGUUUCAAGGGAGGAAAAACGGUAGUUAUCGAACCGCAUCGUCAUGAGGGAGUGUUUAUUGCCCGGGGAAAGGAAGAUGCGCUGGUUACGCUGAAUCUGGUGCCUGGCUCGGAAGUUUACGGCGAGAAGCGGAUUUCGGUUGAGACUGACGGGGAUAAAAAAGAAUAUCGCGUCUGGAAUCCCUUCCGGUCCAAGCUGGCUGCUGCUGUCUUGGGAGGAGUCGACAAAAUUCACAUGCCCCCUGGUUCCAAGGUAUUAUAUCUGGGUGCUGCCUCGGGAACGACGGUUUCACACGUUUCGGAUAUUGUCGGUCCUGAAGGAUUGGUCUAUGCCGUUGAAUUUUCACAUCGUUCCGGUCGAGAUCUAAUCAACGUAGCCAAAAAGCGGACCAACAUCAUUCCCAUUAUUGAAGACGCUCGUCAUCCACACAAAUACCGUAUGCUGGUCGGAUUGGUCGAUACGGUAUUUGCCGACGUUGCUCAGCCCGAUCAAGCCCGUAUUGUUGCCUUGAACUCGCAUCAGUUCCUUCGAAACGGUGGCCAUUUCGUGAUUUCCAUCAAGGCUUCCUGCAUAGACUCGACAGCCGUACCGGAAGCUGUGUUUGCAUCUGAGGUGAAAAAACUGCAGGCCGAAAAACUGAAACCACAAGAACAAAUCACACUGGAACCAUACGAGCGAGACCACGCGGUCGUUGUCGGAGUUUACAGACCACCGCCAAAGAGUGCAACCUAAUCGCGAUAAGUUUUAGUUUUAUAAGAUUUUUUUUCUUUUUUAAUCUUACGCUACAGUAGCAUUUCCCGUUCUACUGGUUAUAGUUGAUCCUUACACAUGGAAGGGACAUUUCAAAAAAUAAAAACAAACAUAAUUGCAUAGAGAGUUUAUGAAGAUAACAACAGAAUAGAAUGUGACAUCCGUAUGCUAAUAAAACAGUAAUAAAGUUAUAUUACAGACACAA